Molecule: messenger RNA, 1722 nt
Organism: Ostrinia furnacalis (Asian corn borer)
Lineage: Eukaryota; Metazoa; Arthropoda; Insecta; Lepidoptera; Crambidae
Product: mitochondrial ribosome-associated GTPase 2
Exons: 4
Coding region: 70-687 (205 amino acids)
Cellular component (GO): mitochondrion
Molecular function (GO): GTPase activity; GTP binding
Source: RefSeq, a predicted model, not a curated record
UAUUUUAUAACCUCCUCCUUUUUUGAAGUCGGUUAAAAAAUAAUGUCAAAUACCAAAUAAUUGUUACCUAUGUUCCACAAAUUAAUAUUUUUGAGUCUGACGUUCUUUUUACAGGCGCCCGACGUAGCAGAACUAGGUGCUAUAGGCGAGACUCACAGCUACUCUCUCUCGGUCCGCUCCCUAGCACACGUUGGCCUAGUAGGAGCACCCAACGCGGGAAAAAGCACAUUGCUUCGUGCGGCCACAAGGGCGCGUCCUGCCGUCGCACCGUAUCCAUUUACUACACUACAGCCGCACAUAGGCAUGGUGCAGUACGACGACUACGAGCAGGUGGCGAUAGCGGACUUACCCGGGUUGAUUCCCGGCUCGCACAAGAACUAUGGAUUAGGCAUCCAGUUCCUCCAGCACGUGGAAAGAUGUCGCGGGCUGAUAUACCUACUAGACGGGUCCACAGAUCCUCAGGAACAGUACGAGAGCUUGGCCUACGAGGUGGCGCAAUACAACGCGGAUCUGGCCGACAGGCCUCAAUGCGUCGUCGUGAACAAGAUUGACCUCCCAGAAGGGAAGAAGAACUUCGAAAUACUAAAGAAGCAGAUGCAAGUCAUCGGUAUAUCGGCAAAGACCGGACAGAAUCUGGUAGAACUGCUAAAAGUUGUUAGACGCAUGUACGAUAGCGGGAAAAGCUGAAAGUGUGAUAUUUAGUAAUUAGCUCUAUUUAUAUUAUUCCGAGUUGCCACCCUGGGGGCGAUUGGGAAUUGAAACACUUCCCAUAUUACCCCACUGGAAUGUUUAGGCACCCGUAUCAUACGUUCCAUAUCACCACUAGUCGAUUGUUUUUCUUAGAUCAGUGGUAGGGUUAAUACUGGGACGUGUAAAAGUGCAUAAAUGAGUUUUAGAUCAGUCAGUGCCUGGGUGUUUUUGUUACCUCAAACGUCAGCGAGACUUCAGAUUUAUAGCUUUCCGCCGGCGUGGAAUUUUGGCUGACACAGUACUUUAUCGCGCGCGUCCCUGUUUCAAAAGCCGGGAUAAAAACUAUCCUAUGUCCUUUCCCGGAACUCAAACUAUCUCUAUGCCAAAUUUCAUCAAAAUAGCUUCAGUUGUUUAGCCGUGAAAGCGAGACAGACAGAUAGAGUUACUUUCGCAUUUAUAAUAUUAGACAUUAGUAUAGAUUUAAUCAAAAUUGGUUCAGUGGUUUAGGCGUGAAAGCGAGACAGACAGAGUUACUUUCGCAUUUAUAAUAUUAGUAUAGAUUAGUGUAGAUGUCACGUCAUUAUUGUGUCAAUGUCACCCCUCCAGUUUCGCUGCCAUACCUCAGGCACUGACUGAGUUAAGCGCUAAACCGAAAAGUGCUCAGCAGUGGCAAGUAAUAUUUUCAAUAAUUAUUAUGGCAAAUAAAAUUAUUUCAUUUUAUUAAAAAAAACAUUUCCCAAUCGCCCCCAGUGCUCCACUAGGGAAAACUGGGGAUAAUUUUCCUUAUUUAGGGUACACUGGGUGCAUAAUUUGACCCCGCUAUUUUCUUAUUAAUUUAAUACUGAAUUAGACUUGACAUGAUGUAAAAAUGUAAAUAAAACAAUUCAUCAAUUACAAAUUCUUAUUUUAUUAUUAUUUCUUUAAUUAUUCUAAUCACAAUCUCAGAUCUAUAUCCUAAUUUAAUAAUACAAUAAUAAUUUCAGUCAGUUCAAUAAAAGGCAAAUUGAUUGGUAACUUAAUAAUAAUAAUAAU